Molecule: messenger RNA, 2460 nt
Organism: Drosophila sulfurigaster albostrigata
Lineage: Eukaryota; Metazoa; Arthropoda; Insecta; Diptera; Drosophilidae
Product: transient receptor potential cation channel protein painless-like
Exons: 3
Coding region: 16-2460 (814 amino acids)
Biological process (GO): transmembrane transport; monoatomic ion transport
Cellular component (GO): membrane
Molecular function (GO): monoatomic ion channel activity; protein binding
Source: RefSeq, a predicted model, not a curated record
AUUGGCUAAUUUAAAAUGAAGUAUUUGGACAAUUAUAUAAAAGAUGAUAAUUACACGGAUUUUGAGAACGUCAUUACGAACGUGAAAGAUGCCAGCGAAUUAACAAAUGUUUAUGAAAAAUUGCUAUCAAUGCCGCAACGUUCACGAUUCCUAAAAUUAUGCUUAGAAAAGGGCUGUAAUAAAAACUAUGUGAAUUGUGAUACUGGAAAAGCUGCCAUAAACUAUGCUGCCGAAUCAAUGCAUUUCACUAAUCUAUUCCUGUUAAUUUAUUUUAAUAUGAUGGGCAAGAAGGACAAAUCUGUGAAAAUAAAUGUAGAAAAUCUUAACGAAGUUUGCUCUCCAGCGGGUGAAUCAAUCCCUCUGCUAAAUUUGCCCGAGGGAGAAGCUGUUAACUCUGCACAUAUAAAAGAUAUAGAUUAUAAAUACCAAAACCAAACGGCACUCAACUAUUUAGCCAGCCAUUUACCUUCAGAGAAUGCCGGUGAAGUUCGUGAGUGCAUGGAACUCUUGCUUCGAAAUGGCGCCGCAGUGAAUGCAAUGGAUGAUUCCGGGGAAGUACCGUUGAACUACGUGUUAAAGAACACUGAGUUGAGUCCAAAUGAUAAAUACGAGCUAAUUUACAUGCUGCUUCAGCGAUAUACAACAGCGGAUUUAAUUGCCAAAGAGGCGUGGAACUAUUUGGAAACUAACCAUAUGAAAAAGCAUUCAGAACUUAAUAGAGACAAUCUUGAAGAGAUGAUAUCUAAACGAAAGAAUCUUGAAGAUAUGAUAUCUAAGCGAAAGAAUCCACAAAUAGGUAAAGGCCUCUAUUUGAAACGACGACUAUCGGAUGUUUAUAGUAGAAGCAAUUCACCGCAAGGUAACUAUAUAAAAAAUCUAUUGGAAAGAUAUGCCAAUCGAGGCGACGUAAAUGCCAUGAAGAUGCUGCAACAAAUAUUGGGUACAUUCUCAAGAAAGGACACUAAUAUUGAUUUCCCUCUUAUGUGUAAGUCUUAUGGCAAAGAAAUCCUUCAAGAGUUGCUAAAUACACCCAAUCUGCAAAUCGAUUAUGUGGAACUCGCUAAGGACUUUAUUGAAACGAUGCCUUCAGAAUUCGACAAAAAAGAAGAACACAUAAAACAUGUAGAACUAUUGCAAAUACUGCUAAAGAGAAGAGAUGGCCUCGCUAGUGCUGCGGAUGAAGAGGGACUUCCUCUAUUAAGUUAUGCAGCUUUGAAGCGCAACGAAGUGGCGGUCAGAGUGCUGUUACGUCAUGGAGCAUAUAUGGGCAUGAGGAACGACUACAAAGGGCUGCCGAUCAAGAACAUCCGACCUGAGGUCAUUGAAGAGCAUUUGGACUACUGCAUUCAAAUGGAUGCUGUCAAAUCGAAUGAUAGCAAUAUAACCAUGGACUUUACAAAUAUUUGCCAUCCACCAAACGGACCCAAUACAAAUCCCACCCUACGUUACAAUGAUAUGUCGACCAUCGCUCAUAUCAAGAAAUCGAGAAAUCUACACCAUUUACUUAAUCAUCCAAUAGUGUCGACUAUUCUGGUACACAAAUGGCAAAAGUAUUCCAAAUUCUUUUACACUCAUUUCGCCAUAUACUUAAUUUUUAUAAUACUUCUAACCACACUUAUUGUAUCGGAUUAUCGUUCAAUCUCAUACGCCUGUUUGCCCUUCAUCGUUUACCUCAUUAUUCACGAGGUGGUCCAGUAUAAAAUUUCACCUGUGCACUACUUCCGCGAACCUUUCGUCAAUGGCCUGGAUAUCUUAGUUAUCAUCCUUUCAAUAAUUGUAUGCUGUCCAUGGUGCACAUCUCGAAAUUUCGAGACAUUCGCAGUGCUAGCUUCAUGUUUCAGGCUAUUUUCUCACAUGAGUUUGAUGCCCAUCGCGUGGAUAUCGAAACCUUUUCGUAUGCUAUUCAUGGUUAUCAACACUGUAUUCAAAUUAAGGAUACUUAUAUUGGUGGUCUUUCUAUUCGGAUUAUGCUUCUACAUUCAAAACGGAAAUGGAACGCAAGUGAAGUCAGCUAAUAAAACGGAGUCUAUAAGCUUCGACUUUGACACCUUCGCUUCGGCACUAAUGAAAUCAACGAUAAUGGCAAAUGGAGAGUACGAUGCUGGUAAUAUUAAUAUUACAAGUCUAUGGCAAUAUCUUCUUUUAUUUGGAACGCAAGUGAAGUCAGCUAAUGAAACGGACUCUAUAAGCUUCGAUUUUGAUACCUUCGCUUCGGCACUAAUGAAAUCAACUAUAAUGGCAACUGGAGAGUACGACGCUGGUAAUAUUAAUAUUACAAGUCUAUGGCAAUAUCUUCUAUUAUUUGUGUUUGUCAUCAUCGUGGGAAUUUCUUUAUUUAAUCUGCUCGUGGCGAAAGCAUUGAACGACAUUCAGUUCAUUCAAAACCAAGCGGAAAUAUGUAGUGCCAUAUAUCGCAUCAAUAUACAUAGUAAAAAACUUAUGAAAAGCUGUCUAUCGUAA